AUGACAAAAGACGAUACUCAGCGCUCUACUUGCUCCAUCGAGGAGUUCUUGGAUACUUCCUUCGACUACAUAAUCUGCGGUGGUGGAACCGCUGGAUGUGCUGUUGCCGCACGGUUGAGUGAAAAUGCGCAGGUUACAGUCGGUUUGAUAGAGGCGGGAAAAUGCCGACUUGGAGAUCCUGUCGUUGAUAUCCCCGCAGGAUUUGGUGCGAUGAUCGAGAACCCGGAGUAUGAUUGGUGCAUUUAUAGCGCGCCACAGAAAGGAAACCAUGACAAUGUUCACCAUGUUCCACGUGGCAGAUUGUUGGGAGGUUCAAGUGGUAUGAACGCCACGUGCUAUGUCCGUGGGUCAUCCAAGGACUAUGACGAUUGGGCUGCACUUGUUGGAGAUGAUGGAUGGUCCGCGAAGGCUAUGCAACAAUACAUGCGCAAGCAUCAGACAUUCGAGCCUGCUGAGGCAGACCUGGACCGAUCGAUAAAGUCCCUUGGUGAAUUUCACGGUACCCAAGGUCCGAUCCACACGAGUUUCAAUGACGGGGUAUUGCCCAUUGAGCAUGCCUUUGUCAAGGCAUGCGAAGACGUGUUGGGUGUUACUGAAAAGCCGGUCGAUCCCUGGUCCGGCGAUCAUAUGGGGUUCUAUCACGGCAUGGCAACUGUGAACAGAACGGGGCCUGAUAAAGGGAAGCGAAGCUAUGCUGCAGGAGCAUACUACAAGCCCAAUCACAAUCGCUCGAAUUUGAAAGUUCUAUGCGAGACUCUUGUCAACAAAGUGAUACUCGACGAGAAUAAUCGGGCGACUGGUAUUAGCAUUACUCACAGCGAGCACGACUAUCAGAUCACGGUUGCGCGAGAGGUAAUAAUGUGCGCCGGUGCAAUAUUCUCUCCCCAUGUCCUAGAACUGUCUGGCAUUGGUGAUCCAGUCGUCCUUGAAGCAGCCGGAAUCCCCUGCAAGGUAGAAAAUGUCGCUAUCGGGUCCAACCUUCAGGACCAUGCUAUCUCAUUCGUCACCUGGAAUGUUGAGCCAGAUGUCAUUACAGCGGACGUUUUUAGGCUAGUCCCUGAAGCCAUGCACAGCGCCAUCAAAGAAUAUGAGGUGACUAAAGACGGGCCUCUCACUAAUGCUCCCGGUAUCAUGGCGUUUCUUUCGGCGAAGAGCAUCAUGUCUGAAGCCGAAUUGACAGCGCUUAUUCAACAUAUCAAAGAGAUUAAACCUACAAGUGCGUUUAAUUCGAAGCAACUGACGUACGUUAUUGAGAAUCUGCAGGACGAGAAAUCUGCCAAUCUGCAGAUAGGUCUUGUGCCAGCCAUGACGAACCCAAAAAGAGACUCGAGACAUCAAGGAGAGCUAUUUUCUCUAAGCCCCAACUGUCAAGGGAGAGGAGUAACAUUUGUCGUUGGGGUACAGUACCCAGUCGCGCGUGGACACGUUCAUGUUGAAUGUGAUGAUCCUGCAUGUCCGCCAGUUAUCGAUCCAAACUGGCUCGGUGAUGAAGCAGAUGCCACUAUUCUCGCGGCUGCUCUUCGCUGGGCAGACAAAGUCGGUCGAUCAGAGCACCUUCAAGACUCAAUCAGGAGCAGGGCGUUCCCUCACCCAAAAGUCAACUUGCAAAUCCUCGAUCGGGCCAAGGAAGCAGCGCAUGAUUUUGUCAAUUCCAGCUACCACCUAUGUGGUACAGUUGCAUUGGGUCAAGCGCUAGACACUCGUCUACGGGUGAAAGGAGUAGAAGGCCUUCGAGUGGUGGACGCGUCGAUCUUCCCAAAUAACAUUAGUGGUAACAUCCAAGCGACUGUAUAUGCCGUGGCAGAGAAGGCAGCCGAUUUGAUCAAGGAAGACUGGGAGUUUCCUGGAAGUGAGUAG
Molecule: messenger RNA, 1857 nt
Organism: Penicillium concentricum
Lineage: Eukaryota; Fungi; Ascomycota; Eurotiomycetes; Eurotiales; Aspergillaceae
Product: GMC family oxidoreductase
Exons: 4
Coding region: 1-1857 (618 amino acids)
Molecular function (GO): oxidoreductase activity, acting on CH-OH group of donors; flavin adenine dinucleotide binding
Source: RefSeq, a predicted model, not a curated record